This is a messenger RNA of Hemibagrus wyckioides, 3379 nucleotides long. Its product is annotated as occludin. Bases 206 to 1756 code for a protein of 516 amino acids. Lineage: Eukaryota; Metazoa; Chordata; Actinopteri; Siluriformes; Bagridae. The transcript has 8 exons. Gene Ontology annotation, molecular function: cis-regulatory region sequence-specific DNA binding. Gene Ontology annotation, biological process: snRNA transcription by RNA polymerase II; bicellular tight junction assembly; positive regulation of transcription elongation by RNA polymerase II. The record is from RefSeq and is a predicted model, not a curated record. Gene Ontology annotation, cellular component: membrane; transcription elongation factor complex; bicellular tight junction.
UGUGUAUAUACGUGUGUGAGGAAUAGCGGAGAGUCAGUACGCUGUGUGAGCAAACAAACCGGGGUGAAAGUCUGUCUAUCUAUUCUAGCUUUAAAAUAAAAAAAGAUUUAAACAUCUUUAAUCGAAGAGGAAAACUUUAAAAGAACUAAAGGGGAGGAAUAAAAGAGGAACUCGGACUUUAUCCCGUGUCUCAGGUGUCUCCACAAUGUUUGAGAAGCAGUCGUACGACAGUCCCCCCAUGUACAGCCCUCCGAUGAACAAUUACGGACCCCAGGGUAGUUUCCUCCCCCCUCAGAGCGAGUUCGACCCCUACCCCCCUCCUCCUGGAUCAUAUUAUGUGGGAGAGGAAGUGCCUCAACAUUUCUACAAAUGGACCUCUCCUCCUGGAAUCAUCAAGAUCAUGGAAGGUGCCAUUGUGGUGUUGUGUCUCGGAAUCUUCGCCUGCGUGGCGUCGACGCUGGUCUGGGACAUGCAGUACGGAGGCUCGUACGGUCUGGGGUCUGGGUACGGAUCAGGUUACUACGGAUCGGGGUACUACGGAUCGGGGUACUACGGCUCCGGGUACUACGGAUCGGGGUACUAUGGAGGCUACAACUACGUGAGCCCAUAUUCCGCCAAAUCCGCCAUGAUCGCCAUGGCUGCCAUCAACUUCAUUGUGUCGCUGGCUAUCUUCGUGGCUACCUUCUCCAAAACGCGGACCAUCCGGAGCAGGAAGUUCUACCUGGUGGUGCUGGUGUCCUCCGUCAUCCUGGCCGUGCUGCAGGGCAUCAUCAAUAUUGUGUACAUUGUAGGGGUGAACCCCAUGGCUCAGAGCUCCGCCAACGCCCUUUACAACCCCAUGCUGAUGAUGUGUCAGAGCCUGUACGGGAACAGCGUGUCAGGGAUGGGCGGAGGAUUCCCACUCUACAACCAGUACCUCUAUCACUACUGCUACGUCGAUCCUCAGGAGGCCGUGGCGAUGGUGUGUGGUUUCUUGGUGGUGAUAGCGUUGGCUGUAGCGGCGUUCUUCUCCUAUAAAACGAGAAGCAGGAUCUGGCGCUAUGGGAAACCCAACGUGUACUGGGAUGAGCCUCUGACCGGCGGCCCUGAGGGCAGAGAUGUGGAGGACUGGGUGAACAACAUGGGUGAUGGACAGAGUGUCCACGAGCCGUCGGUGAUGUUUUCAGAGAAAGGAGCUCCGCCUCUGAACAAGUCCCAGAGUGUGAUCUCCAUCCCCUUUAAGAGUGACCCCUCUACCCCCCCAGCGUACUCAGAGCGUGUGUUCAGUCGUGCUCAGGAUCCAGAGAGCUCCAGUCCAUCUGAGAGAACCGAGAGGAAACCUGCAGCACUGCGCGGGAAACACCGCAGGAGGAACCCUGAACUGGACGAGUCCCAGUAUGAAACCGAGUACACUACAGGAGGAGAGACUGGACAUGAACUGGACCCCAGUCACUGGAUCAGUGUGUACCCCGAGAUCACGUCCAGCUCUCAGAGACAGGAGUAUAAGAGGGAGUUUGAUUCGGAUCUGCGCACCUACAAACAACUGUGUGCUGAAAUCGACGACAUCAAUGACGAGCUGAACAAACUGAGCCGAGAGCUGGACACUCUGAACGAGGGGACGAGCAAAUACCAGGCUGUAGCAGAGGAAUUUAAUCGCCUGAAAGACCUGAAACGGAUGCCAGAUUAUCAGGAGAAAAAGCAGCGCUGCCGUCGCCUGCGUCACAAACUCUUCCACAUCAAACGCAUGGUGAAGGAGUACGACCGAGCUCAGCCCUAAAUCUCCACCUGACCUUUAACCCUGACAAACUGUGUGUCUGUGUGUGUGUGUGUGUGUGUAGCUGGCUGAAAUGUAAUCUAAUGAACAGACAGCAUAUGAAAUCUCAAAUUCCAGGAACUGUUUCAGUGUGUUUCUCUGUGUGUGUUGGCAUAAAUGUGUUGCAAAUGUGUGUGUUAACCUGUGUGUGUGUGUAAGAAAGGUGUGGCUCAGAGUGAUAAGGCCUGUGUGACUCAUGCUGCUUUUUGUAUGCAAUACAGAGAUAUGUGCUUUAGUUGAUUAGUGUGUGUGUGUGUGUGUGUGUGUGUGUGUGAGAGAGAGAGAGAGAGAGGCAGGUUUCUGCUGAUGAUCAGCAGUACAUCAUAACUUUGAGGAAAAUAAUGAACAGUUUCUCCACAUUACUCAGUAUUUUCCCAUAACUAACUCACACACACACAUACACACACACACACUCAUGCACACAUUCACACGCACGCACACACGCACAUACACACACACACUCACACACAUGCAAUCACACACACACAGUGUUUGAGAUGUUUGGAGCUGGAACAGUUCCUGGAUGCGGUGAUGAAGUUGUGUAAAUGAUCCACUCCAUCCUUCAGUCUGUGUUUAAAGUUGUUUCCUAACGUGUGUGUGUGUGUGUGGAUGUGUGUGUGUGUGUGUGUGUAGUGAAUAUUCAGGGUUUUUUUGUUUGUUUGUUUGUUUUUGGUGCUGUAUACUUGUUUUUGUUUAAUGAUUUAAUCCUUUUAUUUUUAUUUAAUUUUUUUUUAUUUAACACAUUUUGAAGUUUUAAGCUUUUUGGCCCCUGAACCCUGAACCUCUGAGGAACGAGAAAUAACUUCAUCUGUACAAGUCGGAGACGCCAUGAAAGAGUGAACAUACAAAAAAAGGUUUUAUUUCUUUAUUGUUCAAGAGAAGUGCUUUAUAAUUACUUUUAAAGAAAUCUGUUUUGAGUGUAUUUUAUUUUAUUUUAUUUCAGUUUAUUUCAGUUUUUUUAUUUCAGUUCAUUUUAUUUUAUUUCCUUUGCAGUUUUGUUCUGAACAGUCUGUUAUUUGGUGUAAAGUUUUUGUUUUUUCAGAGCUUCACACUGUGAUGAUUGUUGUAUAGAAAUGAAAACUCUCUGCUGCAUUCAUGUGACUUCUGCAUUAAACACACUGUACAGAGUGAAAUAUUCCUGCAGCAGGAUUUCCUCGCUUCACACUCCUGAAAACGACCGGGAUUAUAAACCGCUUAUUUUUCUUUUCUUUACUUUUUCUGAACAAAUGUGCCACUGUGCAGCUCUGGUGUCGGUCAGAGUGCUGUUAAAUCAUCAAUAUUGAUGAAAUCUUGUUAUUAUCGUCAUCGUCAUCAUCAUCAUCGUCAUCAUCGUCACUGCCCUGUGUUUCUGAUUAUUAAUCAUGACGCCAGAUCAAUACUGUGUUUACUUUUCUGCUUUUCUUCAGGAUUUAUUCCUGUAUAUUUUUUAUUUUUGUACAAAAUAUUAAUAAUAAUAAUAAUAACGAUUCAUCAUAAAGGGCACAGAGCUUAGUUUUUGUGUUUAUUUUCCCUUCAUAAUGACAUGUUUGUUGAAGAAAAUGAUUUUUGCUUUUUGUAUCUUUAUGAAUAAACUGAGUUUGUAUUUAA